Molecule: messenger RNA, 207 nt
Organism: Oldenlandia corymbosa var. corymbosa
Lineage: Eukaryota; Viridiplantae; Streptophyta; Magnoliopsida; Gentianales; Rubiaceae
Source: the annotation of a GenBank genome assembly
AUGAAGUCGGUGAAGAAUUGGGUUUUCUUCCAGAGAGGUGGCAUUGAUGUGUGGAAUUCAGAUCUUCGGGUCGAUGGUGGGGCGGCUUGUUUCUCGUCCCGGGUUAUCGCGAGUAUCAAACGGAUGGAGGAUUUGCUGAACAAGUACCCGGUUGCCCACCCGCAGGAUGAGUCGGUUACCGAUUUGAGGGAUAAAAUUGAGGUUUGA